AUAUCAAACCUUAUUUCUUCUAACAAAAAGCCUAUCCUGAAACCAGAGACCUCAACCUGACGACACAAUGGUUCUUCUUCAUUUCACUGCAAUUCCACCCGCAGUUUGUUCUCAGUUAUCUUCAUCCCGAUCAACUUCUUCCGUUGCUUUCAAUGCCUUUUCCAGGGUACAUUUGAUUCAAACACCCUUUGUGUUGAAACAUAAAGGACAAGGUUCAAUGAUUAUGAAGGCGGUGGCAGGCGUGGAUGGUGUGGAGCCGGAAAGCACCACUCCGGCGGCUGUGGAAGCCAUUGAUGAAAGCUUGUCAGUGGAAAAGCUUCCAUUGGAGUCAAAAGUUCAAGCUCAGGUGGACCAGAAAUUGAAAAUGAAGCUGGCGAAGAAGAUAAGAAUGAGAAGAAAGAGGCUUGUCAGGAAACGCCACUUGAGGAAGAAGGGAAGAUGGCCUCCUUCAAAGAUGAAAAAGAACAAGAAUGUAUGAGUUGACUAUUUGACCUCUCACUCUAAGGAGUUUUGAUUUCAAAAUAUUGUUGUUUUUGUUUCUGAAUACAUCGAACGAGUUGCUUGAAAGAUGGAAAUGUAUGUGUAGAUUUUUGAUCUUAAUUGCAAGAAAAACCUUCACAUUAA
This is a messenger RNA of Lactuca sativa (garden lettuce), 624 nucleotides long. It is a transcript of the gene PSRP5, whose product is annotated as plastid-specific 50S ribosomal protein 5. Gene Ontology annotation, cellular component: chloroplast thylakoid membrane. Gene Ontology annotation, biological process: plastid translation. NCBI's taxonomy places the organism in Eukaryota, Viridiplantae, Streptophyta, Magnoliopsida, Asterales, Asteraceae. The record is from RefSeq and is a predicted model, not a curated record.